CCGCCAAUAAAAUGUCUUGAUAACACGAGAACUGAAAAAUGACUUUCUGUAUUGAAUAGUUGGCGUAUCAACAACGUCAUCUGAAGUUUCUUUAGACUCGUAAUAACGUGUUUAACAUAACAAGGAGUUAUCUGUCCAUGAUGCUACGUCACUAUGCCCAGCAGCUCAAUCCCCUUCGCUAUCUAACGUCAGCGAACCUCAUCUCUCGGAUAACUCCACAGUCCCAGAGCAUCACUCUGUCCACGGACUGCAGCAGUGAUGAGGUGAGCAAGGCUCAGUCUGCAGCCAAGUACACCGGACAACCAACCAUCUUCUCCAAGAUCCUGGACAAAACUAUACCAGCCAACAUACUGUAUGAAGACGACCAGUGUAUGGCGUUUGCUGAUGUCAACCCACAAGCUCCGGUCCAUUUCCUGGUUAUUCCCCGGAAACCUAUAGUGAUGUUGAGUGAAGCAGGUGAUGAGGAUGAAAAGCUGCUGGGCCAUCUGAUGGUUGUGGCUAAGAAAGUAGCAGAGAAACAGAAGCUUGAUGAAGGCUACAGACUGGUGAUAAACAACGGCAAGCAUGGCGCACAGUCUGUCUACCAUCUUCACAUCCACAUCAUUGGGGGACGACAGAUGUCAUGGCCACCAGGGUAGAGGACGGUGUCGGGUUGAUACUGGGUUGGGAUGGGGCAACAUCUGCUCACAUGGAAAUCUCUAGUGAAUUAAUUACCCGGUACUAAUUAUUUACUCUAAUGAUCUGCUGACUGAAAAAUUCAUAAAAGGGAAAUAAAAUUAGGUUUCUAAGAGAUAUUUUGUUCCUGUUAAAUAAUUUCAGUACUGAAAAAAAUAGUUCAGUAUAGAUGAAUAUCAUAAGUGGAAAAAUACUUUUGGAUUUUUCUGAAACUCUUUUCUUUUCUUUUCUUUUCUAUCUCCACUAACAAUUAAGUGUGAGAUCACUUAUAUAUGUUAUGCUUUUUGUUUAUAUUUUGACCAACCCUGCAGUUUUUUAACAAGACAUGCUGAUAAGGAGGUUUGAAAACGGGUGAUCUAACUAUGUGCUUUUAUUUGUCGGAGUCAAACUGAAAUAGUUUUGAUUAUGUAUUGAGCAAAGGAUAUUUCCUAGUUCAUUUUUGGGGUGUUACAGGAUUCAAAGCUCCAAACAAGGUUGAUUGUGAUGCAUGCAAUGUUUGAAGUUCAGUUUAAUGGCUUCCCGCAUAUAGCUGUGUAAUCAGAGGUAUGCUUGUGGCUGAAGUAGGGUUGAUUCAGUGAGUGUAAUAACUUUGUAACCAGUAUAUCCUCCAAGUGAUGUAAGAAUGGCAUUUGUACAGAAACAAACCUUUUAUACGCGGAAAAUAACCUUUCAUAAUGUGUCUGAUGUACAAUGUGUGUGUAUCUGGAAAUGGAUGUUCAUUUUUAAACAGGUGAAAUAACUUGACCUGUACAGUGUUAGACUACAGGGUGUCACCUGUGCCUGUCACUAAAGUAUCUUACCUGUUGUUAACUGAGAAAUACAUACAUUGAGAUUA
Molecule: messenger RNA, 1510 nt
Organism: Haliotis rubra (blacklip abalone)
Lineage: Eukaryota; Metazoa; Mollusca; Gastropoda; Lepetellida; Haliotidae
Product: adenosine 5'-monophosphoramidase HINT2-like
Exons: 6
Coding region: 138-638 (166 amino acids)
Cellular component (GO): cytoplasm; mitochondrion
Molecular function (GO): hydrolase activity
Source: RefSeq, a predicted model, not a curated record